UCCACCAUUGAGUCAGUCUCCAGAUUUGCAAAAUUGAUUUAGAACUCCUGAAACCUCAAGCAAGAGAAGAUCAGUAACUAGCCCAGCUGCUCCAAUGUUUCCUGGAGCUACUUCCCCUACAGUACACCAAACGGUUCUUACAGGAGUUUCUUCCCCUACAGUACAGCAACAGGUGCUUACAGGAGUAACCUCCCUUAAUAUACAGCAGCAGAUUCUGAAUGUGAUUAAUUCAGGGACAGGACCAAAAGAUCAGCCAUUUUACAUUAUUGUAAAUCAAAGGACAUCGAGUGAACAAACAUUUCUUAUAGAACCAAACAAACAUGGAGGCAAUCAGCAGAUGCCCGCCCAGAUGCCAUCAAUGGUUCCUCCAAUUGUACCCUUAACACAAGCUGCAGGUCAACAAGUGGUGUUGAACAUGCCUGGAACCAGUCAGCAUCAAACUGUUUUACUGACAAUGCCCCAACUUCCAGUGCAGGGAACCAACUUGCCACAGUCUGCCACUAUUCCGGGAACCAGUCUAAAAUCUGAUUUCAGGGGAGGUAAUCAGCUGGACAAAACAAAUUCAACAGAUGGCAUAAAAUCAGAAAAUGUGUCUAAAGAAGAAAAGAAAGCAGAUAUAGUGUUCACUCUUGGGUCAAGCACACUUAGUGCAGAAGAACAACUGAAGAAAUUUGUUAGUUCAAGUCAAGCUCCAAGAAAUCAGGCCUACUAUGUUGUUGUUAAUAAAGGGGAAACAAAUGAGAGGGCAUUUUUUAUUGAACCAAACAAAAAAGGAAAAUCUAAGCCUAACACUGAAAAGAAAAUUGAAGCAGAGAAAACUGAUGACAGUCUAGUUAAAACACUAGAUCCAGUCAAAACAGAGCAGGACAAAAAACCAGUCAAGGUAGAACAGGAAGUGGUGGUGCCUGAUUCCUCUACAGGAGAUCCAGAACCUCAGAACAAGUUCCUAAAAUUUUGCCAGCUUCCAAAAACCCCAGCUAAAGUUCCAGUGGCAGCUGUUACACCUCAGAGACAAUCUGAACAGGUUUUCAAUUAA
Messenger RNA from Ruditapes philippinarum (Manila clam), 1036 nucleotides. RefSeq lists its product as uncharacterized. NCBI's taxonomy places the organism in Eukaryota, Metazoa, Mollusca, Bivalvia, Venerida, Veneridae. The transcript has 3 exons. Bases 95 to 1036 code for a protein of 313 amino acids. The record is from RefSeq and is a predicted model, not a curated record.